Molecule: messenger RNA, 477 nt
Organism: Mesorhabditis spiculigera
Lineage: Eukaryota; Metazoa; Nematoda; Chromadorea; Rhabditida; Rhabditidae
Source: the annotation of a GenBank genome assembly
AUGUCGGCUGCAACGGUGCCCGAAUCAAAAAUUCAUAAGGUGAAAAACCACAAAUUCGUGGCCCGCAUGCUGCAUCAACCCCAUUUUUGCGCCCACUGCAAGCAGUUCAUCUACGGACUCGGGAAACAGGGCUAUGAAUGCAUGGGCUGCCAGACCGUUGUCCAUAAGCGCUGCCACGAAUUCGUAUAUUGCGAGUGUGUCAAGGGCGGUGCUGAAGAGGUUGAUGCUGAUGCCUUCGAGCCGAGCAACGACCAAGAAAAUGUACCAAACGGAAGCGAGGACCCCAAAAUACACGAGGUAAACGAGCACAAAUUUGUGGCCAAAACCUUCCGCCAACCGACGUUCUGCUCCCACUGCCGCGAGUUUAUUUAUGGCCUCGGGAAACAGGGCUAUCAGUGUGUCGGUUGCCGAACCUCUGUCCACAAGAAAUGCCAUCAAGACGUUGUCUAUUCUUGCCGGCGCGUCGCAACUGAUAAA